Molecule: messenger RNA, 3808 nt
Organism: Piliocolobus tephrosceles (Ugandan red Colobus)
Lineage: Eukaryota; Metazoa; Chordata; Mammalia; Primates; Cercopithecidae
Gene: VPS35L
Product: VPS35 endosomal protein sorting factor like
Exons: 32
Coding region: 62-3166 (1034 amino acids)
Biological process (GO): endocytic recycling
Cellular component (GO): endosome
Source: RefSeq, a predicted model, not a curated record
AUGGCGCCUGCAGAAGGUGCAGUGCGGACUUAGUGGGGCGGGGCAGGUGCCCUCCACAAACAUGGCGGCCGGGGAUGCGGGGCGUGGCGGGGUCGGGAUGGGAAGCCGAGCAGACGGCCCCAGAACAAGCGGUCAUGUGACUGGGAAGAUGGCCGUCUUUCCUUGGCACUCCAGGAACAGGAACUACAAAGCUGAAUUUGCAUCAUGCCGCCUGGAGGCUGUACCAUUGGAGUUUGGGGACUAUCACCCUCUGAAACCCAUAACUGUCACAGAAUCAAAGACUAAGAAAGUGAACCGGAAAGGAAGCACAUCUUCCACAUCCUCCUCCUCCUCCAGCUCCGUGGUGGACCCGCUGAGCAGCGUCCUGGAUGGGACUGACCCCCUCUCCAUGUUUGCAGCCACUGCUGACCCCGUAGCCUUGGCAGCUGCCACGGACAGCUCCAGAAGGAAACGUGAUAGAGAUGAUAACUCCGUUGUAGGAUCGGAUUUUGAGCCUUGGGCCAACAAACGGGGAGAAAUCCUUGCCCGGUACACCACUACCGAAAAGCUGUCUAUUAAUCUGUUUAUGGGAUCUGAAAAAGGCAAAGCCGGGCCUGCCACGCUGGCAAUGUCAGAGAAGGUUCGGACCCGGCUGGAGGAGCUGGAUGACUUUGAGGAGGGUUCCCAAAAGGAGCUGUUGAACUUGACUCAGCAGGAUUACAUGAACCGCAUAGAGGAGCUCAACCAGUCGCUGAAGGACGCCUGGGCCUCAGACCAGAAAGUGAAGGCUCUGAAAAUAGUCAUCCAGUGUUCAAAGCUUCUUUCAGACACCAGUGUUAUUCAGUUCUACCCAAGUAAAUUUGUCCUUAUCACCGACAUACUUGAUACAUUUGGAAAGCUCGUGUACGAGCGCAUCUUUUCCAUGUGUGUGGAUAACCGCAGUGUCUUACCAGAUCACUUUUCUCCAGAGAAUGCCAAUGACACAGCCAAGGAAACAUGCCUAAAUUGGUUUUUCAAGAUUGCCUCCAUCAGGGAACUCAUUCCAAGAUUUUACGUGGAGGCAUCCAUCCUGAAAUGUAACAAAUUCCUCUCCAAAACGGGAAUUUCAGAGUGCCUGCCCCGGUUAACAUGCAUGAUCAGAGGGAUCGGAGACCCGCUGGUGUCGGUGUACGCCCGUGCCUACCUGUGCCGGGUGGGAAUGGAAGUGGCCCCACAUCUCAAAGAAACCCUAAAUAAGAACUUUUUUGACUUCCUCCUUACGUUCAAACAGAUUCAUGGGGAUACGGUCCAGAACCAGCUGGUGGUCCAAGGAGUGGAGCUUCCAUCGUACCUCCCCUUGUACCCGCCUGCCAUGGACUGGAUCUUCCAGUGCAUUUCCUACCAUGCCCCCGAGGCUCUGCUGACCGAGAUGAUGGAAAGGUGUAAGAAACUAGGAAACAAUGCCUUGCUGUUAAAUUCCGUGAUGUCUGCCUUCCGGGCUGAGUUCAUCGCCACAAGGUCUAUGGAUUUCAUUGGCAUGAUUAAAGAGUGUGAUGAAUCUGGUUUCCCCAAGCAUCUCCUUUUUCGAUCACUGGGGUUAAACUUGGCCUUGGCUGAUCCUCCCGAGAGUGACCGACUUCAGAUUCUCAACGAAGCUUGGAAAGUUAUCACUAAGCUGAAGAACCCACAGGACUACAUUAAUUGUGCCGAAGUCUGGGUAGAAUACACCUGCAAGCAUUUCACGAAACGAGAGGUGAAUACUGUUUUGGCGGAUGUCAUCAAGCACAUGACUCCAGAUCGUGCAUUUGAAGAUUCCUACCCCCAGCUUCAGUUAAUAAUUAAGAAAGUUAUUGCCUACUUCCAUGACUUCUCAGUUCUUUUCUCAGUGGAAAAAUUUCUGCCGUUUCUGGACAUGUUCCAAAAAGAGAGUGUGCGGGUGGAGGUUUGCAAAUGCAUCAUGGACGCCUUUAUCAAGCAUCAACAAGAGCCCACGAAGGACCCAGUCAUUUUGAAUGCCCUUUUGCAUGUUUGCAAGACCAUGCAUGACUCCGUGAAUGCACUCACUCUUGAGGAUGAAAAAAGAAUGCUGUCAUAUUUGAUUAAUGGAUUUAUAAAAAUGGUUUCCUUUGGCCGUGAUUUUGAACAGCAGCUGAGUUUUUAUGUUGAGUCCAGGUCAAUGUUUUGCAAUCUGGAGCCUGUUCUUGUGCAGCUGAUUCACAGUGUGAACCGGUUGGCAAUGGAGACAAGAAAACUAAUGAAAGGAAAUCAUUCCAGAAAGACGGCUGCAUUUGUCCGGGCCUGUGUUGCCUACUGCUUCAUCACCAUCCCCUCCCUGGCGGGCAUCUUCACACGUCUCAAUCUCUACCUGCAUUCUGGUCAGGUGGCCUUGGCCAACCAGUGCCUCUCCCAAGCUGAUGCUUUUUUCAAAGCCGCUAUAAGCCUCAUUCCGGAAGUUCCAAAGAUGAUUAAUAUCGACGGGAAGAUGCGGCCGUCGGAAUCGUUCCUGCUGGAAUUCCUCUGCAAUUUCUUUUCUACCUUAUUAAUAGUUCCGGCUCGUCUUGAACUCCUGACCUCAAGCAAUCUUCCUCCCUCAGCCUCCCCAGUACCUGGGAUUACAGGUGGGAUCAACCAUGUUUGGCAGAUGGGCAUUUUUAAAAGCCCCCUCAGUGAUUCAGGGGAUCAUCCUGAACAUGGGGUCCUGUUUCUUGUUCGAGAGCUUCUCAACGUGAUCCAGGACUACACCUGGGAGGACAACAGCGAUGAGAAAAUCCGCAUCUACACCUGCGUCCUGCAUCUCCUCUCCGCCAUGAGCCAGGAGACGUACCUUUACCACAUAGACAAAGUGGACUCCAACGACAGCCUCUACGGGGGAGACUCCAAGUUCCUGGCAGAAAACAACAAGCUGUGUGAGACAGUGAUGGCUCAGAUCCUAGAGCAUCUGAAAACCCUGGCCAAGGACGAGGCCCUGAAGCGCCAGAGCUCGUUGGGCCUUUCCUUUUUUAACAGCAUCUUGGCCCAUGGGGACCUACGCAACAACAAGCUCAACCAGCUCUCCGUCAACCUGUGGCACCUGGCACAGAGGCACGGCUGUGCAGACACCAGGACCAUGGUGAAAACGCUAGAAUACAUCAAGAAGCAAAGCAAACAACCCGACAUGACUCAUCUGACGGAGCUGGCCCUCAGACUCCCUCUGCAAACAAGGACCUGACCCCCAGGCCCAUCCCCAGGCUCAGGGACUCAGGCGCCAAAUCCAGAAGGAUCUGCUCUGCUGUCCUGAACUCUCACUGCAAUUUAGGUUUCGCAUUUUCCUUUUCUUUUUACAUUUGUGCACAUUGGUUUAAGCUUUGGCCUCUAUCCAGGUUAUUCUGACAAUGAAGAAAUGGGAGUUGUCAGAGCAUUAAAAUGCAAUCUUCAUUGAGAAGCAGCGUCUCUGCGUUGUCUUUGCACAAGUGGCCUUCAGUCUACUCAGCCCAAUCCGAUGGGCCUUUAGCAAGAGAGAAACAAGAAUGCAAGUAACAUCUUUCUUUUCUGGAAGGUGUUUUUUUUUCUUUCAUAGUUUAGAAAAAGGACUUUGAAAAGCAGUCCACUUUUAAAGUUCCAGACCCAUUCCAUUCCAGACUUUGUACCUUCAAGUUAGAGCAUGCCCGAGGUCUGGAACUCAGUGUUACCUGAACCCCUGUGGAGGAUUUAUAAACGGCAGAAAUAGCACUCCAUUAACUCUUUUUCCUAUCAAAAGCAGCUCGAUCGGACUUAGAAUCUGUGUUGGUGGACCAAAGGAGAAAGCGAGGUCAAAUCUGACAUUCUCUGUGGCUUCAGUAUACAGUAACUGAAUAAAUGUCCUGAAGGAGCA